This is a messenger RNA of Microthlaspi erraticum, 2421 nucleotides long. NCBI's taxonomy places the organism in Eukaryota, Viridiplantae, Streptophyta, Magnoliopsida, Brassicales, Brassicaceae. The record is from the annotation of a GenBank genome assembly.
AUGGCACACAGACAAUUUGGGAAGAAGAUUAAAAUUGUUAGAAGUGACAAUGGAACUGAAUUCACAAGCUUUGCUUCUGAAUUUCGAGAACAGGGGAUAAGACACCAAACGUCUUGUGUUGGAACACCACAGCAAAACGGGAGAGUAGAGAGAAAGCACAGGCAUAUUUUGAAUGUAGCUCGUGCACUGCUAUUUCAGUCUUCUCUGCCAGUUUUUGGCUGCUUGGCAUUUGCUCAUAAUCAACGAAGAGGAGGAGAUAAGUUUGAAAGUCGAAGCAGACGUUGCUUGUUUGUGGGAUAUCCAUUUGAUAAGAAAGGAUGGAAUUUAUUUGAUUUGGAAACAGAGGAAGUGUUUGUCUCUCGAGAUGUUAUUUUCGUGGAAGAUGUUUUUCCUCUUAGACAUGAAUCGCUUGCAGGUGCAAGCAAUGAUGAUUCAAAUAGACCUUUGGAUUUUGGUUUAUUUGACGAUGACGAACCGGAGGUUGUGGAAUCAAGACUUGAUGAUACACAUCUUGGCAAACCGGUUGACCCUGUAACGCAUGAAGAAAAUGUUACUGCUAAACGCAUAGAAUCAACUGAUAAUGUUCAAAGACAAGAGGAAUGUCUUGAAGGAACUCACGAGAAUGUGACGAAGGAUAGUUGUGAUGACACACAACCAACUACUGAAAAUCUGGGACGCGGUAUGAGAUCGAAGAAGAUCCCGUCCAAGCUGAAUGACUUUGUGCUUAAUACCAUUCGCGAAACGGAGGGUGUGGAUGGGGAAAUUGAGAUUUCAUUUGAAGAAAGCAUGGAUGAACACAGUUUUCAUCCUAUAUCUCAUUAUCUUGAUAGCAAGUCCUUCUCUCCUCGUCAUCGAGCGUUUCUUGCAGCCUUGCAUGCAGAAACCGCACCAAUAUUUUUUAAGGAUGCUGUUGUCUACAAGAAAUGGAGGGAAGCGAUGCUGGCUGAGAUAGAAGCUUUGGACCUUAAUGGAACGUGGGAUUUGGUAGAACUUCCAAAAGGGAAAACAGCCAUUGGUUGUAAAUGGGUGUAUACGAUAAAGUUUCGAGCUGAUGGAACGUUGGAGAGAUAUAAAGCAAGAUUGGUUGCUCUUGGAAAUAGACAAGUUGAGGGUGUAGAUUACUCAGACACGUUUGCUCCAGUCAUCAAGAUGUCAACAAUUCGUUUGUUUCUUGAAGUGGCUGCAGCCAAACAAUGGGAAUUACAUCAAAUGGAUGUGCAUAAUGCAUUUCUUCAUGGAGAUUUAGACGAGGAAGUGUAUAUGCGCUUACCACCGGGAUUUCGUGUGGGGGACAAACAGAUGGUUUGUCGACUUAAGAAGUCAUUGUAUGGCUUGAAGCAAGCUCCGCGCUGUUGGUUUGCUAAGCUGCGCACUGCUUUGAUUGGAUAUGGUUUUAAACAGUCAUAUUCGGACUACUCUUUGUUCUAUCUACGAAAAGAAGGUAUUGAGAUAUACAUACUUGUGUAUGUAGAUGAUUUGGUCAUUGGAGGGAAUGAUUCUAAAGCUAUUGGAGAUUUUAAACAAUACUUGGGAGAAUGUUUUCAUAUGAAGGAUUUAGGGAAACUGAAAUAUUUUCUAGGCAUAGAAGUUGCAAGGAAUAAAGAUGGUAUCUUUCUUUGUCAAAGAAAGUAUACGCUGGAUAUUAUCAGUGAUGCAGGUUGUCUUGGAUCGAAACCUGCUACAUCUCCGAUUGAACAACAACACAAGCUUGCGUUAUCAGAUAAACCGUUUCUUGAAGAUCCAGAACGUUAUCGACGUUUAGUUGGCCGGUUGAUCUACUUAUUGGCCACUCGACCUGAUCUGACUUAUGUGGUUCAUGUACUCUCUCAAUUUAUGCAUCAGCCACGAAUAGAUCAUUGGGAGACUGCUUUGCGUGUUGUUCGUUAUUUGAAAGGUACUCCGGGACAGGGAGUGUUAUUGAAAUCUGAUAGUGAUCUUCGGUUGAGAGGCUGGUGUGAUGCUGAUUUUUCGGGGUGUCGGCUCACUAGAAGAUCGCUUGGUGCUUGGUUUAUUACUCUUGGAACUUCGCCGGUCUCAUGGAAAGCUAAGAAACAAGAUGUGGUUUCUCAGUCUUCUGCUGAAUCAGAGUAUCGGAGUAUGGCGAAAGCAGUUGGAGAACUAAAAUGGCUGCGUGAUGUGCUCAUUGACUUAGGUAUUACUCAAACACAGCCGAUGGAACUCUAUUGUGAUAAUCAAGCGGCUUUGUAUAUUGCGGCGAAUCCUGUGUUUCAUGAGCGCACCAAACAUGUAGAACGAGAUUGUCACACGGUGCGUGACUCGAUUGUCGAUGGCACGAUUGUUACUAAGAAAGUGGAUACUCACGAUCAACUUGCUGAUGUGUUUACUAAGGCAUUGGGACGUCGUGACUUUGAGAAUAUCAUUUCCAAGUUGGGCAUCUAUAAUCCAUAUGCUCCAACUUGA